Messenger RNA from Phaeoacremonium minimum UCRPA7, 1857 nucleotides. RefSeq names its product putative nonsense-mediated mrna decay protein. The transcript is spliced from 3 exons. Gene Ontology annotation, molecular function: mRNA binding. Gene Ontology annotation, biological process: positive regulation of translation; nuclear-transcribed mRNA catabolic process, nonsense-mediated decay. Bases 1 to 1857 code for a protein of 618 amino acids. The record is from RefSeq and is a predicted model, not a curated record. Gene Ontology annotation, cellular component: nucleolus; cytoplasm. NCBI's taxonomy places the organism in Eukaryota, Fungi, Ascomycota, Sordariomycetes, Togniniales, Togniniaceae.
AUGGCAACCCCGCAGGUGUUGUCGCGCAAGGCGAACGGUGUGUUGCCCGUGGCUGCGGCCCAAGCGACAACCGAUGCGCCGAAGGCUACAAAGUCGAAGGUGCCUGUUGAUGGGGAGAAAGUGGUGAUUCGAAGGCUGCCUCCUGGCAUGACCGAGGACGAAUGCAUUAAGUUACUAGGGGAGGACUGGAAAGUCGGCAAUGGCAAGGUGGACUGGUUCUCAUACCAGCCCGGAAAGAUCUCGCAAGACCCGUCUAAGCCUUCUCGUCCAGCACGCGCGUACCUACAUUUGAAGAAGAGAGAGGAAGCCUUACCUCUGAAUGAGAUGGUUAAGACUAUUAUAUGGGAGGACGCCAAGGACACAUACAACAGCCCAUCUCUGAUUGCACCCCCUGCAGUCGAGCUUGCCAUUUACAAGAAGGUGCCGAGCGGGAAACGACGCAAUGACGGGCGCCAGGGGACUAUUGACCAGGAUCAGGAGUUCAUGGAUUUCCUCGAGGGGCUUGCCAACCCGACCGUUGCAACCAAGGAGGGCGAGGGUGGUGAAGCAACCGAGGAAGAGGGCAAGUCUGCGGCCAAAGCGACUAGCACUCCUUUGAUCGAUUACUUGCGAGAGAAGAAAGCAAAUAAGGCCAAGGAUAGUUCCGGCUCCAAGAGUGGAAAGCAUGGUCGACAGGAGUCUCAGGGAGGCAAAGGAAAGGGCUCGGCGGCGGCUGGAGAUGACUCCAAAAAGAAGUCUAAGGAGUCAAAGUCUGAUAAACCGAAGGAGACGGUGAAGAUUCUCACGAAGAAGCAGGCGGCCGAAGCUGCAGCUGAAGCUGCGAAAGUUGUUGCUGGCCAACUUUCAGGAGCCUCGACGCAGGAAGCCCCGAAGAGUCGGAGGGCUGGUAUCGCUGCUGCUGCUAGGAUCUUGGAACGAGACCUGGGCCUAAGCCCUGGGACGGCCCAUAGGAGGGCUCGUCUCGAGGCAGCUAAGCAGGAUGCCGCAAAGAAGACUGAAGGAGAUAACAAAGCAUCCGCCUCUGGUGAGACUCCAACCCCAGCAACAACCUCAGCGACCUCGGGCACCUCCACUGUGCCUUCGUCGGCGCCGACAGCACCGAAAUCGCAAGCCCAAGAGUCCUCGAAGUCUUCGAGAGGAGCAAAGGGGAAGAAGCAGGGGGCAUCAGCAGAAUCUGCAAAGUCCAAAGGCGACAAGUCAUCCGAGACUUCUGCUGCAAGCAAGACUCCAGUGAUCCUCUUGAAGAAGAAAGACGAGGCCGGCGAAAAGGCAGGCCAAAAAGGAACGGGGACUGCCGCAUCUGCAUCAAAUACAUCACAAGCACCGCCAACUGGGCCCAAGGCUACGACAAACAAGAAUGCCCAGGCGAGCGGUUCGCAGAAGAAAGGUGGCCAGUCUCAGGCGCCUACCCCAGGCGCAACACGUGCGUUCGUUAAGCACGCGAACCCAUCUCAAGGUGUAACUGAAGCGUUGUUGAAGGAGGCUAUGCAGGCUUUCGGGACUAUCACCUUCGUCGAGAUUGAUCGCCGCAAGGGUUUUGCAUAUGUAGACUUUUCCGAGCACGACGGGUUGGUCAAGGCUAUUUCUGCAAGCCCAAUCUCUGUGGCAGAUGCUACUGUUCAAGUUCUGGAGCGAAAGGAGACGGGAACCAAGAAGGGUGCUGCUGCCCAGUCUGCUUCUUCAAAUGGCACUGCUACUACAUCAGGGUCCGCCGCGCCGACAGUAUCAGCUGAGAAAGGCGCGCCGAGCACUACCAAGCACUUCCGAAACCGUUACGGCAAUGACCAGCUUACACUGGUUAUCGCGCCAGGAAAGGGAUUAGGGCUACCGGAAGAUGUUAUGGGCAAAGAUCUUUGA